Melanaphis sacchari is the source of this 869-nucleotide messenger RNA. RefSeq lists its product as uncharacterized. Lineage: Eukaryota; Metazoa; Arthropoda; Insecta; Hemiptera; Aphididae. Bases 34 to 846 code for a protein of 270 amino acids. The record is from RefSeq and is a predicted model, not a curated record. The transcript has 6 exons.
UUCAUCAAUUAAAGUAAUUUCUAUAAUAUCAUUAUGUCUACUUUAACGUCUUUAACAUAUACAUUUUAUCAUCUUCCUAACAAAGAGCCAGUCGGACUAUGCAACAAGAUUGUUCAAGGAUAUCUUCUCAAAUGGUCAAUGAAGGAAUGUUUACAUAUUAAUUAUUAUGCGUUCAAUCAAGAAUUUAAAUCGAACGACAUUAACCAGUUUGCAUUGGAUUUUUUUCGAGAUAACAACGUGGCAAAAAACUUGCAGUCAAGUUUCAAUGAAUUUUCAGGAAACAAUGUAGCUAAAGUUCAGACCAAAUCAAUUCCUUGCACUGUCACUUCAAUGAAAUUUUUCGAUAAGCUCUUAGACCCGAAUAAUGGCAUCGUUUGCAACAACGGCACUGGUGACGACGGUAAUCACGCAAUACAUCAGUGUAUGGAAGUAUUAAAAAAUGGCAUAUAUAUUUCAAAUAAACUGAAAAUGAUGCUGUUUGAAGAUGAAUGCGAAGAAUAUUUUUUGUACAACGAAGAUGAACGCGUUGAAUUCAUGUUUCGGCUACUACAACAUUUCUCUAUCGGUGGCCAAUGGUGUCAAGACGACGUAGUUAUCGAACCGUACUUAGACGCAAUAAAAUACAUUUACAAAGAUCUAUUAACUGUUGAAAAAAUUCCCGGGUCUGGAAUACAAGUUUCGUCCAAAAUUUAUCAAGUCGUCGCUUUCGAUUCUAACGACAUAGUUUUAUUCCCAAAAGAAAGCAAACAUCUCAUAUCUUAUAGUUUUGCAUAUUUAGUUGUGAAUCCUAAAUCUCGGACUGUCGCAUUACUUUUUCAUAAUGUCGGUGACACAAUUUAUACUUGAUAAAGUAUUCUUUAUUUAUUUGU